Messenger RNA from Cololabis saira (Pacific saury), 2195 nucleotides. RefSeq names its product transmembrane serine protease 13a (gene tmprss13a). The transcript has 13 exons. Gene Ontology annotation, molecular function: serine-type endopeptidase activity; protein binding. Lineage: Eukaryota; Metazoa; Chordata; Actinopteri; Beloniformes; Belonidae. The record is from RefSeq and is a predicted model, not a curated record. The coding region runs from base 256 to 1731 and encodes 491 amino acids. Gene Ontology annotation, biological process: proteolysis. Gene Ontology annotation, cellular component: membrane.
ACUUAGUUCAUGAAGGACGCUGGAGGUCUGUGGUUGUAGGGCAGGGGGUGGAAACCUUCCAGUCAUUGUUUGGUUAGGCACUGCUGAGUAUCAUACUUUCAAAAGUGUAAAAGGAAGUAGGGAGAGGAGUUGAGGUGUACAGCGAGGUGCCACCAUGCUCUGACCAUGACUCUGUGACUGAAGAAACCUGGAUGUGAAAAAGCUCCACCCACCUGCUCUCACCUCCAUUCUCCACUUGUUAUUGCACUGAUUCAAAUGGCAAAGCAUGAAUCGAACUCACCCCCUCCUCCGUACUACUCUAUUGCUGUGCACACUCAGCCCCCUCUCAAGUCUUAUGAAGAAGUAGUGUAUGGCUCAGGCCCUGGCCUGACACUACCAAACCAGCCGCAUUACAUCCCCCAGUAUCCUCCCAUUGUGGUUGCUCCUCAAGUCACCGAGUUCAGGCCACCCCCCAAAACUAAAAAAAAUUGCUGCGGGAAUAAUGCACAGUGUUACAAGGCGUCAGUGUCAGCCAUACUGGUUCUUGCUCUCCUGGCAGUCGCCAUCUGGCUUGGAGUUCAUUAUGGCACCAGGUCAGCAACAACAGAGAUCCACUAUGACGACUCCAAAAAUGACGACAAUGACAAUCUGCCUUUGCCAGAGCAUGACACCUGCUCCAACAGCACUGUUGAAUGCGAUGGUAUUAGAGACUGCCAACUGGGAAGCGAUGAAACAAAUUGUGUAAGAUUUGGUGAGGGAAACAUUCUUCAGGUGAAGACAGCUCAAGAUGGCCGCUUCCUACCAGUGUGUUAUAAAGGCUGGAACGAGAACUACGCCAACCAGAUCUGCACUCAGCUUGGAUUCAGAGAAUCUUACACUAGCAAAGCAGUUAAGUCCCAGGACUCCAUUGGUUUAGAACUGACCAGCAGAACAUCGUCUCUCAUCCAGGCCAGGGUGAAUAUCAGUUCUUCGUGUACAAACCAGGAGACUGUCUCCCUGCAGUGUUUGGACUGUGGCAAACAGCAGUCAACCUCCCGGAUCAUUGGGGGCAGCGUUGCUAAGAUAGGCCAGUGGCCAUGGCAGUUGUCUUUGCACUACAAGGGAUCUCAUGUCUGCGGAGGAGUCAUGAUCGCUCCUGAUUUUGUGCUGAGUGCUGCCCACUGUUUCCCAAGCACGGCUCUCUCUCCUGACAACUGGAAGGUCUAUGGUGGAGCUGUGUCUCUGGAUCAACUACCUCAGCCUUACCUGGUAAAGAAGAUCAUACUCAACGAGAACUACAGCAGCAGGACAAAUGACCAAGAUAUUGCUCUACUCAAACUUACACAACCAGUUACUUUCAAUGAUAAAGUUCAACCAGCCUGCCUGCCGGCCCUUGCCAAGGAGUUUCCCCACGGAACUCACUGCUGGACCUCAGGUUUUGGUACUACUGAGGCAAGUUCAGGUGUUGUAUCCAAGGAUCUAAUGGAAGUGACAGUGGACAUCAUUGACACACGAGUGUGUAACAGCCGCUGGGUUUAUGGAGGUGCGGUGACCAGGAACAUGCUCUGCGCUGGGAAACUGGAGGGAGGAAAAGACUCUUGUCAGGGUGACAGUGGCGGUCCUCUGGUGUGUCAGGGAGAGAGCAGCUGGUAUGUGACGGGCAUCACAAGCUGGGGAGCUGGCUGUGGUAAAAAGAAUAAGCCGGGCGUUUACACCAAAGUCAGCAGUCUUCUCCCCUGGAUCUACAGCACUAUGCAGCAAGAGAGACCAUGAUGUCCCCUUGUUGUCUGCUGGUGUUCCUCCUUCCUCUACCCCAACCAAGUCUUCACUGUGAAGUGAGGGAUGAAAACUUAUGAAGAAUAAUUAAAUGAAGAAUUACUGCCAACAGAAAAUGGGAUUCAUGAAGGAUUGUGAGAAUUCCCUCAACUACAAAGGAUACACAACUUGAGCGCAGAUAUUUGUUUUAUUGAAGUAUAAAAACCUUGAUUGUUUAUACAAGCUAAUCAGUGCACUGACUUCAACCUUACAAUAUGAUUUUACUUGUUUUUCUCUGUGUCUCACAUGUAAGCUGUAAUCAUCGUGCUCAUGGGAAAUACUUUAAGAAUAAUGUUCUUUACAUUUUAUAAAUGAUUAAAUAGGUGUGUUUUUACUCAGGGACACAUCUUCUCUGGGUACUGUUAAAAAAAAGACACAACCACACACAUAUAUAAAUAUUAUAUAUAUAUAUAUAUAUAUAU